UUGCACAGCCUGGCCACCAGGCACGCGGCGGGGUCUGGGCUGCUGGCGAGGCGGCGCGCGCCUGCUCUCCGUCUCCCUCGCGCCGCCGCCGCCGCCGGCACCGGCACCAUGAAGAUGCACUUCAGCAUCCCUCUCUCCGAAGAGCUGCUGGAGAAGUUUGGCGGCCGCUAUGUGCUGUACUCCGUGUAUCUCGAAGGCUUCCUUUUCUGCAAGGUGCGUUACAGUCAGUUGCACCACUGGAAUGAACAGUUAAGGCGGGUCUUUGGGAAAGGUGUGCCUGCGUUCCCUCCAAAAUUCUACCUCGCAAUGACGAAGUCAAUGGCUGAUGAAAGGAGAGCUCAACUUGAACAAUAUCUACAGAAUGUGUCGAUUGAUCCUAGUAUUACGAACAGCGAUGUCUUUAUUAGUUUCUUUAGGAAAUUGCAGCAGGAUACAUUUAAAAUCCAAACGCAACAAUCUUUUCUGGAUGUUUAUCUUGCUGAUGGACGGUAUCUCAGAAUUGAUAUUCAGACAUCGGAUACCGCUGAAAGAGUACUAGAGGUUGUAUCGUACAAGAUUGAGCUUUCAAGAGAAUUAAUAGGCUAUUUCAGCUUGUUCCUUAUUCAAGAUCACAACAAUGGGGAGCUGUCUGUAUUGAAAAAACUGGCAGAAUUUGAACUUCCCUAUGUGAGUCUUCAGAGCAUGAAAGAAUCGCCUUGUAAGAUUGGGAUCAGAAAGUGGUACAUGGACCCAUCCCUUGAUAAAAUGCUUAUGAAUUGCAGAACUUCAGUGAACUUACUUUAUAUACAGGUUCUGCAGGAAAUGGAGAAGAACUGGAUCAAGCCUACAGACGGACAGAUGCAGAAGCUUCAAAUGCUACAGAAAGCGCCUAACAAAAUGAAGUUUUUAGAGCUGGCUCAGGAGGUCCAGCACUACGGAUACAUUAAACUCGCUCCUUGCUCCUGUGACUAUCCUGAAGCAGGCUGUACUGCUGCUAUUCAUGUGGGAAAUAAUGAGAUUAGCUGCUGCAUAAAGUUGCCUAGCAACCAGAUCAAAGAGGUCAGCUUCAAGAUCAACAGGGUGAGGUGCUGGCAGGUCACAUUUCUAGGAUCUGUUACAGGCCAAGGCCUUGACCAAUUCCUGGAGCUCAGGUUUGAGUACAACGAUUCUGACACCUGGAGAUGGAUUGCCUUUAACACAAAGCAGGCAUUUCUCCUAAGCAGCUGCUUAAAAAAGAUAAUAUCGGAGCAGCUGAUGACAGCAACCAAAGGUGAUCAAGAAAUGCAGAUUGAAGUUCCUGAACCAGGGAAAGCUAAGAAACCAAGCAUCCAUCCAAGUCAGAUAUUUCAUUCUGGUUUUAAGCCAAGAAAAAAACCGAACGCUAGUAGACCAAAUGAGGAUGACUGUGUGUUUGAGAAAAUAUGCGAAGAAGACUUGUGACCUGCACUUCAGAUCCUGCUGCCUCUGGAUUAUUAUUUUUUUUAAUGAGGAAUAGCAAACUUAUCACAGCAGUUGUCCUCUGUUUAAUAGCAGUCUACAUUUUCUAACUCCUCACUUGUUUUUGUUUAAAAAAAAAACAUGUUAGCUGCUCCUGGGAACCAGAAUUUGUUAUAACGGGAAGACUGUAAAUAUUUUGCACAUAUAUUUCAUUUUAUUAUAAAAAAAUGUACAGGACCUUUAAAAAAUGGGAAACAUAUCACUUAUAUUGGAUCAAAGUAACACCUUUUAAAGUCUUUGACAUUAAGCAGUUAAUCUUUGGCCUCUGGAAUGUUUACCAUUGUUCUGUUCCACGGGAUACAAACACUCUCCCCACAGGUCUUCAGCUUAAUGAUAAAUUACACAAUGCCACUGAAUUUGUGGUAAGGUCUUCCUAUGUACAAAGUACAUCAUCUUACAAUGAUCCCUAUUUCCCUCCAGUAUCUUUUUAAAUGCAGAUUUUCAUCCAACAUGCCUUUGAUUAUCUCCACCCAUUCCUGCAUCCCAACUGUGCACUGACUACUGGAAUAAUUACCCUCAGGACUGUUAGGAAUGCUCCAGUUUUAACUACCCCAACAUAAUACAAUUUUGGUCUCUUAUUGUUGUUGUUGUUAACCUACUAUGUUUUGUAUGAGGGUUUU
This is a messenger RNA of Zootoca vivipara (common lizard), 2096 nucleotides long. It is a transcript of the gene SNX31, whose product is annotated as sorting nexin 31. The record is from RefSeq and is a predicted model, not a curated record. NCBI's taxonomy places the organism in Eukaryota, Metazoa, Chordata, Lepidosauria, Squamata, Lacertidae. Gene Ontology annotation, molecular function: phosphatidylinositol binding. Gene Ontology annotation, biological process: intracellular protein transport; endocytic recycling. Gene Ontology annotation, cellular component: early endosome.